Messenger RNA from Rotaria socialis, 717 nucleotides. The record is from the annotation of a GenBank genome assembly. Lineage: Eukaryota; Metazoa; Rotifera; Eurotatoria; Philodinida; Philodinidae.
AUGAUUAACGUUAAACUAUUUUUACAGGAAGAGAUCUGUUAUUUUUCUUCAUUGUCUUUAUUUUUAGAUAUUUACUGCAAGAUAUAUAAAAUAAUGUUUGUUUCUGUUGGUCUUUUUCUAUCAAUUCUAAUUUACACAGUUAAUGGAUUAAUUCCAUCAUCAACAAUUGAAACGGAUGUAAAUGAAUUGACAAAAUUACAUAAACAAUUUCUCGAUCGAUCACCAUCUGUACCUUCUCGUCAAGCAUAUGAUGUUCGAUGUCGAGCUGUUGAUGAAUGCUGUCCAAAUGAAAAAGAAAAUAUUUUUAGUUUAUUUAGUGAAAGUCAAUUUAAUGAAAAAUGUUUGACUAACAGAACAAAAAUGGCCAAAUCAUCUCUUUCAUCAUUGUGUAUGUCAAAACUUCAUCAAUUAAUACAAUUAACAAAAGAACCAGUUUAUAAUCGAUAUUUUCAAGUUCUUGGUAACAAUGCAAAUCGUCUUAAUCGAAUUAAAAUAUGGAAAAAACAAAUGAAAAUGGUUUGCUCAAACGAUGAACUUAAUGCUUAUUAUUGUGAACGCGAAAAUAUUGAAAAAUUUAAGUCAUGUCAAAGAAAAGUUCUAGAAAUGGUUGCAAAAGAAAAUAUUGACGAUGAUGAAAUUAUCUAUAGAACAUAUGUUUCACAAUGGGAACAAGAAUAUGCUAUUGAUAAUCAAAAACUUGCAAAAGCGUUUCCUUAA